Messenger RNA from Dipodomys spectabilis (banner-tailed kangaroo rat), 3825 nucleotides. It is a transcript of the gene Nox4, whose product is annotated as NADPH oxidase 4. Gene Ontology annotation, biological process: defense response; superoxide anion generation. NCBI's taxonomy places the organism in Eukaryota, Metazoa, Chordata, Mammalia, Rodentia, Heteromyidae. The record is from RefSeq and is a predicted model, not a curated record. Gene Ontology annotation, molecular function: superoxide-generating NAD(P)H oxidase activity. Bases 274 to 1785 code for a protein of 503 amino acids. The transcript has 18 exons. Gene Ontology annotation, cellular component: NADPH oxidase complex; plasma membrane.
CAGACGGCGCACACAGUGCGGGCGGCAGCGGGCGGGCCACACGGCGGCGGGCGACAUGGCCGUGUCCUGGAGGAGCUGGCUGGCCAACGAGGGGGUGAAGCACCUCUGCCUGCUCAUUUGGCUGUCCUUGAAUGUCCUGCUUUUCUGGAAAACCUUCCUGCUGUACAACCAAGGGCCAGAGUAUUACUACCUCCACCAGAUGCUGGGCGAUUGUGUCUAAGCAGAGCCUCUGCAUCUGUUCUCAACUUCAACUGCAGCCUUAUUCUUCUACCCAUGUGCCGGACACUCCUGGCUUUUCUGCGAGGUUCAAGUAAGAUCCCAAGCAGAAUGACCAGAAGAAUGCUGGAUAAGAGCAGGACUUUUCACAUCACCUGUGGAGUCACCAUUUGUAUUUUCUCAGGUGUACAUGUGGCUGCCCACCUGAUAAAUGCCCUCAACUUCUCAGUGAACUACAGUGAAGAUUUCCUUGAGCUGAAUGCAGCAAGAUAUCGACAUGAGGAUCCUAGAAAACUUCUCUUCACAACUGUUCCUGGCCUGACUGGAGUCUGCAUGGUCCUGGUGCUGUUUCUCAUGGUCACAGCUUCUACUUAUGCAAUAAGAGUUUCCAGCUAUGACAUCUUCUGGUAUACACACAACCUCUUCUUUAUCUUCUACAUGUUGCUGAUGUUGCAUGUGUCAGGAGGACUGUUGAAGUACCAGACUAAUUUAGAUACCCAUCCUCCUGGCUGUAUGAAUCUCAACCGAACUCGAUACCAGGAAGUCUUACUGGGGAACCUCCCACAAUAUUUUCCUGACUCUUCACUGGGAGGGUUUUCCACACUGGAAGAGCCUAAUCAGAACACACUUGUGAAGAUUUGUGUGGAAGAGCCCAGGUUCCAAGCUAACUUUCCACAGACGUGGCUUUGGAUUUCUGGACCUUUGUGCCUCUACUGUGCUGAAAGACUUUAUAGGUGCCUCCGGAGCAAUAAGCCUGUCACCAUUGUCUCUGUUAUUAGUCAUCCCUCAGAUGUCAUAGAAAUUCGAAUGGUCAAAGAAAAUUUUAAAGCAAGACCUGGCCAGUACAUUAUUCUACAUUGUCCGAGUGUGUCUGCAUUAGAAAACCAUCCAUUUACACUAACAAUGUGUCCAACUAAAACCAAAGCAACAUUUGGAGUCCAUCUUAAAAUAGUAGGAGACUGGACAGAACGGUUUCGUGAUUUACUACUGCCUCCACCUAGUCAAGAUUCUGAGAUUCUGCCCUUCAUUCAAUCUAGAAAUUACCCAAAGCUGUACAUUGAUGGUCCAUUUGGAAGUCCAUUUGAGGAAUCACUGAACUAUGAGGUCAGCUUCUGUGUGGCUGGAGGCAUUGGAGUGACUCCAUUUGCAUCAAUACUCAACACACUUAUGGAUGACUGGAAAUCGUACAAGCUUAGAAGACUGUACUUUAUUUGGGUGUGCAGAGACAUCCAGUCCUUCUCCUGGUUUGCAGACUUACUCUGUACAUUGCAUAACAAGUUUUGGCAGGAAAAUAGACCUGACUAUAUCAACAUCCAGCUGUACCUCAGUCAAACAGAUGGGAUACAGAAGAUAAUUGGAGAAAAAUACCACGCACUAAAUUCAAGACUUUUUGUUGGACGUCCUAGAUGGAAGCUUUUGCUUGAUGAAGUAGCAAAAUGUCACAGAGGGAAAACAGUUGGUGUUUUCUGCUGUGGACCCAGUUCCAUUUCCAAGGCUCUUCAUAAAUUGAGUAACGAGAACAACUGCUAUGGUACAAAAUUUGAAUACAAUAAGGAAUCUUUCAGCUGAAAAGCUUGGAGGUGAAGCAGGACUCUAAGGAAGGAAUGUGUGCAAUUUCUAAGACUUGGAAACUCAGCUGAAUCAAACAGCUAUGUGUGCCAAAGAUUAGCAAGGCUGUGUUUAUUUUUUUAUUUAUGAUUAUUUAAAAUGAAAAUGUAGAGAAUGUGUCAAAAUGACAGGUCACAUUUCGUGUUUAAUCUGCAAACCAAAGGCCCUGAAGAAUAUUUGAGGAGAUGAUUCACUUUUCAAUGCUCAAAUUAGAAGAACACGAUUAGAUGCACACUAUUGAUUUUUAUGGCCAAAUCAAGGGCAACCUAGUGAGAAACUGAACAUAAUCUAAAGCUGAUAGCUGUGGACUCCUUAAAAUGUUUUUGGUUGAACAAAUGCAAGAUUGAAUAAAAUUAAAAAUGCAUUGAAACUUAGAUUACAUUUUCUACAUCGAACAUCAACAGAGUAGCUUAAAUUUGGAAAAGCUCCUGGCAUAUGUAUCUGAUAUUUGAAAAUGCAAUACAAGAUUCUGUAUUGAUACGGGUACUUUGUAUCAAUAUCUAAUUUUCCUCACUACUGAUGUAAUACCUCUACUUGAUGUUUGCAGACUGUAUGCUAACUGAAGCUUUUGUAGAUGUCUGUCUUCAGUCUAGGGAAAUCUGCUCUUGCUUGCAAACAUUAGCACUAAUAAUUUAAUAGGCCCAUUUUAUCUCCAGUUUACUUAAUCUACUAUUUUUUAUAGCAAUAAAAUGUCCUUAUUGUAAUUUAUAAAGGAACACGUAUGCCAAUAACUCCUUCUCAUCUUUUAAGCAUUUUGACCUGUUUUUCACAGAUAAAACUUGACUUAGUUUGCAGCCUGUAAGAUGGCUUCGUUUAAUUUGCACAUGAAAUCUAAAAGGAUCACUUAUUAGAGCAAUUCUGAAAUAUAAGACCUCAUUGCUUUGUUCCAUGGUGGUUGAUGAUGGUGAUAUUGAAAGUGUGGCUAUAUUCCUGAAAAGGGACUUGUUGCUUUCAUUCAGAUGAAAGUAGAUAUAUAUUGCUUGUGAUUCAAAUGUUAGUGUAGAUUUAAGAACAUUGCUGUUGCACAGUUUGGUAUUCGGAUGAAUUACUAUGUUUGUAAGUUACUGUUCACACCAUGCCGUCUAAUCAUAUCCCUUUGUUAUCUCUGGCUAGUAUGUUUUUGACUCACUUGAAAAAUCUACUUCACCACCUUAAAAGAAUUAAGGCAUUCAUACAGUUUAGUGAUGUUAUUUAGUAGACAUCUAAUAAUAGUUAUUAAAUAGAACACAUUGCUGAAAUCAGCAGUCUCAUCUGCCUUGCUUUUGUCAAAUUUUUGCAUAUUUUAUAAUAUGGUAGAUGCUACUGUCAUUUAUUUGCUGUGAUUUAUCCAUCAUGCAUGCUCAGCCAUCCAGCACUUAAUGAUCAUAAGCAUAUUUACUUGUAGAUAUUUCUUUAUUUCCUUUGAAGUUUUCCUUCAAAGGUGAGUCAGAAAAAAAAGGAUGGGAAAUGUGCAAUGCUUUUACAAACUUAGCUCUAAAGGCAUAUUUAAUAACCAAUAUAUUUUGGCAAUACAUUCUAGAUUAAAAAGAAUUUUCAUCAAAACACAGAACAAAAUGUACUAGCAAAGAGAAAGUUGAACUUAUCCAGGUCUCUUGUGCAAUACUGAUUCCUUAUUGAUCAUAAUUUAUUUAUAUGAUUAUGUUAAGGCAUCUAAUUUCAGUAAGACAGAAGAGUUUUCAAAAGAAUGCUGAUAAUGCAGAGCAAGUCUCCUGUGCUAGAUGAGCCCCCUUUCAUAUUCUUAAUCCCAGUAUCUUUUCAAACAUCUAAGUGUCAAACAUAUUUAAUUUUUGUUUCAUAUAAGAAAGAAAGAUUUCAUCUGGGAUAUAUAAGAGGGCUUUGUUUGGUUUUGAAUGAUUUUUUCUAUGGGGAAAGUUCUUAUCAUACAUAUCUUAAAUCGUGAAUUUCAGUGGCAAUAAAUAUUAAAAUGAAAAUGGCAUCCUUGAAAUUCAUAUAAGCCCACCUUGCCUUUGCAACAAAUAAAGCAACAAUGAUGGAUCACAA